GCGACAGUGCUCGUAGCUCGAGGCGGAAUUGGAAUCUUCACUGAGAUUGAAGCCAACCUUCAGCGUCUUGACUGGGACUCUCCCGAUUGGUUUCGCUUGCCAAGUUCCACGAGGCCGACACAAGGCCAGCACGACUACUGGAGAAUUUCGUCUCUUCAGCCGAGACGCGAGACAAAUGUCUUUGCGGUGAUGUGGGAAAAUGCUCGGCCUGGAGUGGUACUGAACACCCACGGUGGUACGUCGAGCUAUUGCCGAAACCUCCUGCUGGUUGACGAGUCAAUGAUCAACCAACCAUGUAGUACGUGGACGACUGACCCUGUGCUCCCGGAGUGCUCUCUACAGGUGAAACUGUCGAUCGGUCCCGGUCGUUUGCGAUCGCUGCCCUACCUUUGCAUGGGCGCUGUGGUGCGUGCGCACCGAGUGGAGACGAUGCGAAAGUCUCCAAAGUACUUGAACCUGUGGUACAGGAAAUACAGUUCCAUUGCCGUUUUCGACGAUCACGCUGAGCAGCAGGCCGUUCCAGCCGCAGCUCUCUGCACAUUGCGGGCAGUGGAUCAGGCGCAUGUGCCUACUGUCAGUGACAGUGAUCGUCUAGUCGUCUGGAAGCUGAGCCGGUGGAUUCGGGGACAUCUACAACGUGAAACCAUAUCAGCCUAUCUGAGGACCCUUGCUGAUGUUCCUACACAGUACGAUUCUGACGACCUGGUGGUUGAAGUUCUGGCAACUCACCCACCGCGAAAAGAAUUCCUCGCAACAGAUUGGUCUCCAGGUACCCGGCCAGUGCGCAUCAGAUGUGUGGAGCCUGACUUGGGGCCCAGCUACUCUUCGACGAACACCUCCGCAUGGCUCUUGGGCAACAUGCAGCCAGGUCAUUGGGUGAAGCUUCGGGACGUGCGCUCGGCUUGUGCUACUUCGCAUCCUUUGAGCAUCUCGACGCUCCCCUCGCGAAGUGGAGUCGCCAGGUCAGAACCCAGCCGCAUCCCUACGCAGCUGCGGCGGCACUUUAAAAGGGUGACCACAUUUGCACUUGCUGUUCUUUGA
Symbiodinium necroappetens is the source of this 1041-nucleotide messenger RNA. Lineage: Eukaryota; Dinophyceae; Suessiales; Symbiodiniaceae. The record is from the annotation of a GenBank genome assembly.